Ixodes scapularis (black-legged tick) is the source of this 891-nucleotide messenger RNA. Its product is annotated as piggyBac transposable element-derived protein 3. Bases 1 to 891 code for a protein of 296 amino acids. The record is from RefSeq and is a predicted model, not a curated record. NCBI's taxonomy places the organism in Eukaryota, Metazoa, Arthropoda, Arachnida, Ixodida, Ixodidae. The transcript has a single exon.
AUGAGGAAACUUUUCGGGAUGCACAUAUUGAUUGGAGUGAUGUCUCUGCCUCAUGUACGACUCUACUGGGACCGUCUGAUGCGAGUACCAAUGAUCAGCGAAACAAUGAGCGAGAAGAGAUUCUUCAAACUAAGGAACAACCUUCAUGCUACAGUUGAUGAACCCAGCGACUGCCAAGACCGACUUUGGAAAGUGCGGCCUCUUUUGGACCAGAUCAGAGCCCGCUGCUUGGAGCUGCAGCUGGAAGAAGAAUGCUCAAUCGACGAGCAAAUGAUACCAUUCAAAGGUAACUUAUCGAUCAAGCAGUACGUGAAAGGGAAGCCGACACCAUGGGGCAUCAAGGUAUUUGCACUGUGUGGAAGGAGUGGCAUGCUCUACGAUUUCAUUGUUUACCAGGGAGAAAAUACCAUUCCAAACAGUCUCAAGAAGGACUAUGGCCUUUGCUCAGGUGUGGUGCUCCAUCUUGCAAAGCGAAUCCCAACCGGCUGCAACUAUCAGCUGUAUUUUGACAAUUACUUCACAUCACUUCCACUGCUACGUCAACUAAAAAGAGACAAGAUCUUAGCUGCAGGAACUGCAAGAACCAACAGGCUCUGCAAGUGCCCACUUGCACCUGCGCAGAUCACAAAGAAAAAACCCAGAGGAUACUCUGAAGAGUUCGUCACGCAAGACAAUAUUGUUGUCGUGUGUUGGAAAGACAACAACACAGUUACAGUGGCGUCAAACUUCGUUGGUGUGGGGACGACAAGUCAGGUGGAGAGAUGGGACAAGAAGACCCGUGAGCAUGUUUCUGUCACCCAGCCUGAAGUCAUUGCCAAAUAUAACAAGAGCAUGGGUGGUGUUGAUAAGCUAGAUUUCCUUCUCAGCUUGUACCGAACCAAGAUCAGGUAA